UCCAUGUUUCGCUAGCUAGUUAACUAUCCAACAUGUAGGUACGAAGAUUGCGUUUCUUAACGUUGUUGUGUCUGCCACUGACAUCCGGGAUAUGUUAACGUUGCCUAGGGUUAGCUAUGUGCAAAUUUAAAAUCCAUCUGACAAAGUGUGAGGAAAAUGUUAAGAUGUUGAAAGAACUUCCUUAUGAGAAGUAAUCCCGUCAAUUUCAUCCUUGUUCCUUUUCAUGACGUCACCUGUUAUAUUGAGGCAGACAAGGAAGUCAGUGUUUGAGCUACCUAAAAGCGUCCUAACUAUCCGUACUGUGUGCAGACGAAGCUAGGGGAACGCUUGGCCACUGUUUGUGUCGCGGGGGCUGUUUCCUCAGGCGUGUAGCGGUUUAAGAAACACCUCGACGAGACAGAGAUUGUUAGUGGAGAUGAGUCGUCCUAGUUCAGACUUGGCUGAGUUUCGGAAAGUCUUUUCCAAAGCCAGGCACAUAGCGAUUCUCACCGGGGCAGGGGUGAGUGCCGAGAGCGGGGUGCCGACCUUCAGAGGCGCUGGAGGGUACUGGAGGAAGUGGCAAGCGCAGGACCUGGCCACCCCUGAGGCCUUCUCCCGCAACCCGUCGCGCGUGUGGGAGUUCUACCACUACCGGCGGGAGGUGAUGCUCACCAAGAGCCCCAACCCGGCGCACAUGGCCAUCGCUGAGUGCGAGGCGCGGCUCAACAAGCAGGGCCGCUCCGUGGUGGUCAUCACGCAGAACAUCGAUGAGCUGCACCGGCGGGCCGGCUCCAAGCAUGUGCUGGAGAUCCAUGGGAGUCUCUUCAAGACCAGGUGCCUCAGCUGUGGGAACGUAGCGGUGAACCGAAACAGCCCGAUAUGCCCUGCCCUGGAAGGGAAGGGUGCCCCUGACCCAAAUACGAGUGAUGCCACGAUACCUGUUGAGAAGCUCCCAAGGUGUGAGGAGCAGGGCUGUAACGGCUUGCUCAGGCCGAACGUGGUGUGGUUCGGGGAGGCUCUGGACCCGGACAUCCUGAUGCAGGUGGAGAAGGAGCUGGAGAUCUGCGACCUCUGCUUGGUGGUGGGCACGUCUUCGAUAGUGUACCCAGCGGCCAUGUUUGCUCCUCAGGUUGCCGCUAGAGGAGUCCCAGUGGCCGAGUUCAACAUGGAGACCACACCCGCUACAAUGCGCUUUGCGUUCCACUUCGAGGGCCCCUGUGGCACGACGCUGCCCCCCGCCCUGGAGCGCCACGAGAACGAAGUCAUCUGACGGCCCUGUGGGCGACAGGCGGGGGCCCCCCAGCCCCCCCACCCCUUCCCCAAAAAGCACUUGGUCACUUCUCGAAUGCCACGGUCCACACACAGGCUGCCAGGUCUCAUGCUGCUUUAUUUAAAAAGUGGGUCUGAUGGUCAUGUGUCAUCGCUGUAUUUUCACUGUGGAAUUUUCUCUUGAGGGGUGAUUGUGUUACAGAAACCCCCCCCUGGUUUGUGAAUGGAGGAGCUUAGUGUGUGACUCGUUUUAACACUUCAUUACUAGGUGUGA
Molecule: messenger RNA, 1522 nt
Organism: Megalops cyprinoides (Indo-Pacific tarpon)
Lineage: Eukaryota; Metazoa; Chordata; Actinopteri; Elopiformes; Megalopidae
Gene: sirt5
Product: sirtuin 5
Exons: 9
Coding region: 416-1249 (277 amino acids)
Molecular function (GO): NAD+ binding; protein-malonyllysine demalonylase activity; protein-succinyllysine desuccinylase activity
Source: RefSeq, a predicted model, not a curated record